Messenger RNA from Angiostrongylus costaricensis, 1007 nucleotides. NCBI's taxonomy places the organism in Eukaryota, Metazoa, Nematoda, Chromadorea, Rhabditida, Metastrongylidae. The record is from the annotation of a GenBank genome assembly.
UCAACGAGGAUGGUAGACUUCAACCUAAGUGGGGUUAUUUAAUCCUAGCUAUUGUACCAGUUGUUUGUAUACUUGGUAAUUGCAUGGUGGUAGCAGCUGUAUGGACAACAAAAAGUCUACAAACGCCAACAAAUUAUUUACUGGUUUCGUUGGCGGUGGCAGAUCUAAUUGUUGGAACGUUUGUCAUGCCGUUCAGUAUAUAUCUUUCGAUUAACGAGCUUCAUUGGCACCUUUCACUGACUGUGUGCCAUUUCUAUUGUGUAGUUGACGUAGCAGCCAGCACCUCUUCAAUAAUUCAUCUCGUAUUGAUAAGCAUCGAUCGAUUGGUAGCCGCUACAAAACCAUCUGAUUAUAAAACAAUGAAGCACAGAAAACGGGUCUAUGUUGCUAUCGUUCUCACAUGGGUGUUUAGUAUUAGUAUUUCAACCCCUUUAGGCACGACUUUAAAUAUUCGAACUGAGUAUUUCCUUCUCACUGAACAUCAUUGUGGCAUCUACAAUCCCAUGUAUAUGUUGGGAAGUAGUAUCUUUGCAUUCUACUUACCUUGCUUUGUCAUGCUGUUCACCUAUGGUUAUACUUUCUACGCAUUACGAAAACGACUUCGAGCUAUUCAAUUACAGGAAAUGGCAGGUGGUCAAUUUCUUGGAUUUGGUGCCGAUGUUGGUAAUAUCGCAACAUCUGCAAUGCAAUCAAUUGUCGGAAUUCCACCAAAAAAUCGCAAUAUGAUAUCAUGGGAGAAGCCGCUGUUGAAAAAAAUCGAGGAAACGGCUGCCGAACAUGCUAGCUCGCUGGACGACAGUGAACGUGAGCAGCUGCAAACGAUCCUUGAAACUGUUCAUCCUUCAUCAUGUGGAAGUGGGGAAAACACGGCAAUAGAAGACGAUAUUGAGAGACCGUCUUCAGUCUUACUUGAGGCAGUCACUCUUCAACGCGAAAACUCACUGUCUGGCUUUGUGUUGGAACUACCGCAGCCAAUGUAUGCCAAGAAGUUUGUAAUUUUGCUUUAG